Loxodonta africana (African savanna elephant) is the source of this 13902-nucleotide messenger RNA. It is a transcript of the gene PKD1, whose product is annotated as polycystin 1, transient receptor potential channel interacting. The transcript has 46 exons. The coding region runs from base 137 to 12976 and encodes 4279 amino acids. Gene Ontology annotation, biological process: calcium ion transport; kidney development. NCBI's taxonomy places the organism in Eukaryota, Metazoa, Chordata, Mammalia, Proboscidea, Elephantidae. Gene Ontology annotation, molecular function: protein binding; monoatomic cation channel activity. The record is from RefSeq and is a predicted model, not a curated record. Gene Ontology annotation, cellular component: plasma membrane.
GCUGCCUGGCCGAACGCCGCCGCUGUCCCAACAGCCAGGCCGGCCGCCGCCGAUCCGCCGCGCUCAUGCCGGCUGGCGGUCCCGCCUGAGCCGCGGCCUCCCUGGCCCGGGCGGCGGCCAUGCGUGCAGUGCCCUGAUGAUUCCGCCCGCCCGUCUUGCGCUCGCCCUGGGCCUGGGCCUGUGGCUCGGGGCGCUGGCGGGGGGCCCCGGGCGUGGUUGCGGGCCGUGCGCGCCCCCCUGCCUCUGCGGCCCGGCGCCCGGCGCUGCCUGCCGCGUCAACUGCUCGGGCCGCGGGCUGCAGACGCUCGGGCCCGCCCUGCGCAUCCCCACCGAAGCCACCGCGCUAGACGUCUCCCACAACCUCCUCCGGGCGCUGGACACGGGGCUCCUGGCGAACCUCUCAGCACUGACGGAGCUGGACAUAAGCAACAACAAGAUUUCUACGUUAGAAGAAGGAACAUUUGCUAAUUUACUUAACCUAAGUGAUGUAGACCUGAGCGGGAAUCCGCUCGAGUGUGACUGUGGCCUGGCCUGGCUGCCGCGCUGGGCAGAGGCACAGGGGGUGCGCCUGGGGCAGCUUGAGGGGCCCAUGUGUGCCGGGCCAGGCCCCCUCACUGGUCGGCCCCUGCUCAGUGUCCCCUUCCUGGACAGCAGCUGUGGUGAGGAGUAUGUUGCCUGCCUCCCUGACAACAGCUCGGGUACUGUGGCUCUGGUGGUCUUCUCGGUGGCCCAUGAAGGCCCGCUGGCUCCUGAGGCCUGUGGUGCCUUCUGCUUCACAGCGGGCCAGGCCCUUGCAGGGCUCUCUGAGCAGGGCCUGUGUCUGUGCGGGGCGGCCCAGCCCUCCAACGCCUCUGCAGCCUGCCUGCCCCUCUGUUCUGGCGCCCUGCUGCCCCUCACUUGUGGGGGCCCCACCGUGCUCCCCCAUGUCUUUCCUGCCACCCCAGGGGCCGCUCUGGAGGGGCCCCUUGGGGCCCUGGCCACUGGUCACCAAGCAGCCUUCCGUGUCACUGCCCCCCUGCCCAUUGACUCCACUUGCUGGGACUUCGGCGAUGGCUCCCCCAAGGUGGAUAUCACUGGGGCAGCCGCCACGCACCGCUAUCUGCUGCCUGGGCGCUAUUGGGUGACUGCCCGGUUGGCCCUUGGGGCCGCCUCAGCCCAGCUGGCCACUGAGGUGUGGGUGGAGGCAGCCCCUGCUGCCCUGCAGCUCCUGUGCCCAUCCCCCGUGCGCAGCAACCAGAGCCUCCAACUCAGCGUCCGAAAUCGGGGCGGUACAAGCCUUGCAGCCACCUACAGCAUCAUAGCCCUGGAUGAGGAGCCAGCCCGAGUGGUUCACCCCCUCUGCCCCUCGGACACGGAGAUCUUCCCUGGCAACGGGCACUGCUACCGCCUUGUGGCAGAGAAGGCGGCCUGGGUGCAGGCACAGGAGCAGUGCCGGGCCUGGGCUGGGGCUGCCCUCGCCAUGGUGGACAGCCCUGCCGUCCAGCGCUUCCUCAUCUCCCACGUGACCAGGAGCCUGGAUGUGUGGAUUGGCUUCUCGGCCAUGGAGGGGGCUGAGGUGGAGGCGGGCAGUGCCCCACGUGGUGAGGCCUUCAGCCUGGAGAGCUGCCAGAACUGGCUGCCUGGGGAGCCGCACCCCGCCACAGCUGAGCACUGUGUGCGGCUCGGGCCCGCUGGCCAGUGCAACACAGACCUGUGCUCGGCACCACACAGCUACGUCUGCGAGCUGCAGCCCGGGGGCCCCGUGUGGGAUGCGGAGAAUGUCCUCAUGGGAGCGCCUAUUGGGGACCUGCAGGGACCCUUGAGUCCCCUGGUGCAGCAGGAGGCCCUCGCAGCCCCUCAGGAGCCUGUGGAGGUAAUGGUGUUCCCUGGUCUCAGCCUGAGGCAUGAGGCCUUUCUGACUGCAGCUGAGUUUGGGACCCAGGCGCUCGAGCGGCCUGCCCAGCUGCGGCUGCAGGUGUUCCGGCCCGCAGGCAGCACAGGGGCUCCCGAAAAUAGCAGCGAGCCCAAGAGCAGGUCCCUGGACAACGGCACUGUGCCAGCUCCCUCGUGCAUGCCAGAGGGAAGCUGGUGCCCUGUGGCCAACAUCUGCAUACCGCUGGACACGCCCAGGCACCCUCGGGCCUGCGUCAGUGGGUCCUGGCCAGGGCUCAGGCUCUCUGGGGCUGCCUAUGUGCUGUGGAAGGAGUUUCUCCUGUCUGUGCCUGCAGGGCCUCCCACACAGUACUGGAUCGCCUUCCAAGACCAGGACACGCCCCUGCUCCCCGGUGACCUCUUGGCCCUGCAGCAUGACGCUGGCCCAGGCACCUUCCUGCACUGUCCCCCUGCCCAAGGCCCCCCUGCCCCCGAGGCCCCCUACCUCUUGGCCAAUGCCUCAGAAUGGCUGACCCACCUGCCCACCCAGCUGGAGGAGGCCCCAGUUGGCCCUGCCUGUGCACUGCGGCUGCUUGGGGCCACAGAGCGUCUUACCCCCCUGCUGGGUCUGAGCCCCAAACCUGGGCUUCGACAUCCUGGGCACUACAAGGUCCAGGCCACAGUGAGCAACGGUGUGUCCACACACAACCUGUCCUGCAGCUUCUCUGUGGCCUCCCCUGUGGCUGGGCUGCGCGUUGUCCACCCUGCCGCCCUUGAUGGCCGCCUCUACGUGCCCACCAACCGCUCAGCCUUGGUACUUGCGGUGGACGCUGGUGCCAACACCACAGCCAUGGCCCACUGGCGUGGGGGCAAUGCUAGCGCAUCCUUCGAGCCUGCCUGCCCCGCUGUGCUGGAUGCCCUGGCACCUGGGUGCCCCCAUGAGGCCAACAGCAUGCUGUUCUCGGUGCUGGUGCUACCUGGGCUUUGUGAAGGCGAGCAUAUUGUGGAGGUCGUAGCCGAAAACAGUGUUAGCCAAGCCCGCCUCAGCCUGCGUGUGAUGGCUGAAGAGCCUGUGCGUGGCCUCCGCGCCACACCCAGCCCCGAGUCCCGUGUGCUGCAGGGUGUUCUGGUGAGGUAUAGCCCCUCGGUGGAGGCCGGCUCAGACGUGGUUUUCCGGUGGACUAUCGAUGACAAGCAGUCGCUGACCUUCCACAAUGUUGUCUUUAACGUCAUCUACCAGAGCGCUGCCAUAUUCAAGCUUUCGCUGACAGCCUCCAACCACGUGAGCAACGUCACCGUCAACUACAACGUCACCGUGGACCGCAUGAACCGGAUGCGGGGGCUUCGAGUGUCAGCGGUGCCAGCUGUGCUGCCCCAGAAUGCCACGUUGGCGCUGACAGCUGGCGUGCUGGUAGACUCAGCUGUCGAGGUGGCCUUCCUGUGGACCUUCGGGGAUGGAGAGCAGGCGCUCGGCCAGUUCAAGCCUCCAUACAAUGAGUCCUUCCCGGUCCUGGAGCCCACGGUGGCCCAGGUGCUGGUGGAGCACAAUGCCACGCACACCUACGCCACCCCAGGUGAUUACAACUUAACCCUGCUUGUGUCCAAUGCCUUUGAGAACCUGACACAGCAGAUGCCCAUCCAUGUGCGCACUGCCCUGCCCACCCUGGCUGUGGGGAUGAGCACCUGUGUCCUGGUGGUCGGCCGGCCCGUCACCUUCUUCCCGCUGCCCUCGCCCUUGCCUGGGGGCGUCCUGUACACAUGGGACUUUGGGGACAGCUACCCCAUCGGACCACAGAGGGAACCAGCCAUCAACCACACGUAUGCUGCGAGGGGCGUGUACCGUGUCCGCCUGGAGGCUGACAAUGCAGUGAGCCACGUGGCAGCGCAGGCCAACAUCCACGUCCUCGAGGAGCCCCGUGGCCUGAGUGUGCGCCUUGGCCCGGCUGUGGAGCAGGGCGCGCUCAUGCAGGUCAGUGCCGUGCUGGAGGCAGGCGACAACAUCACCUGGAUCUUUGACAUGGGCGACGGCACGGUCCUGUCAGGGCCCAAGUCCACCGUGGAGCACGUGUACCUGCAGGCGCAGAACUGCACCGUGACCGUGACAGCAGCCAGCCCUGCUGGCCGCCUGGCACAAAGCCUGCCUAUGCAUGUCUUCCUCCUGGAGGUGCUGCACAUUGAACCCGUGGGCUGCAUCCCUGCACAGCCUGAUGCCCUGCUGGCAGCCCAUGUCACCGGGGACCCCACCCACUAUGUCUUUGAAUGGACUUUCGGGGACGGCUCACCAAAUGCCACCGUCUAUGGGAGCCCGGUGGUUACACACAAUUUCACAGGCACUGGCACCUUUCCGCUGGCCCUGGUGCUGUCAAGCCGCACCAACAAGGCGCACUACUUCACGAGCAUUUGUGUGGAGCCCGAGCUUGGCAACGUCACGCUGUGGCCUGAGAGGCAGUUCGUGCAGCUCGGGGAUGUGGCCCGGCUGGAGGCGCACACCUGGCCCUCCUUCCCCUACCGUUAUGUCUGGGACUGGGGCACUGAGGAUGCUGCCACCCGCCUUGGGGGCCCCGAGGCUGCCCAUACUUACCAGGAGGCUGGCUCCUACCUGGCGACAGUCACGGUGUCCAACAACGUCUCAGCUGGCAACGACUCGGCAGUGGUGGAGGUGCAGGAGCCUGUGGUGCUCACAGGCAUCAGGGUCAAUGGCUCACACGUGCUGGAGGCACAGCAGCCCUACCUAUUUGGUGUCGCAGGCCGUGGCAGCCCUGCUAGAUACCUCUGGGAGCUGGGGGAUGGUGGGCAACUCGAGGGCUCCGCUGUCACCCAUGCCUACAACUGUGCGGGCACCUUCACCGUUAGGGUGGCUGGCUGGAAUGAGGUAAGCCUUGGCGAGGCCUGGCUGAAUGUGACGGUGGUGCAGAGGGUGCAGGGGCUCCGUGUCAAUGCCAGCCGUACAGUGGUGCCCCUCAAUGGCAGCGUCAGCUUCAGCACCACGUUGGAAGCGGGCAGUGAUGCGCGCUACUCCUGGGUACUUUGUGACCGCUGCACCCCCAUCCCUGGGGGCUCCACCAUCUCCUACACCUUCCGCUCGGUGGGCACCUUCAACAUCAUCGUCACGGCCGAGAAUGCGGUGGGUGCUGUGCAGGACAGCAUCUUCGUCUAUGUGCUGCAGCACAUUGAAGGGCUGCAGGUGGUGGGUGGUGCUGGCUGCUUCCCCACCAACCACACAUUGCAGCUCCAGGCCACGGUCCGGGAUGGCACCAAUAUCUCCUACAGCUGGACCGCCCAGCGGGACGGGGGCCCCAUACUGGCUGCCACUGGCAGGGUCUUUUCACUGACUGUGCUUGAGCCUGGCACCUACCAUGUCCAGCUGCGGGCCACCAACAUGCUGGGCAGUGCCAUGGCCAACUGCACCCUGCACUUUGUGAAUCCUGUGGGGGUGCUGACUGUGGCUGCCAUCCCCAACCCGGCUGCCAUCAAUGAGAGCAUCACCCUGGCUGCCGAACUCACAGGUGGCAGUGGUGUCACGUUCACCUGGGGCCUGGAGGGGGGGCUGCGCUGGGUGACCUUGGGGCCGGCCACUACCCACGCCUUCACCAGCCCUGGUCUGCACCUGGUCAGAGUCGUGGCUGAGAACGCGCUGGGUGCAGUCAUUGCCACCGUCAGGGUGGCAGUGCAGGUGCCUGUUGCAGGCCUCGGCAUCCGGGCUGGUGAGCCAGACUGCAGUUUUGUGGUGGCUGGCUCCAGUGUACCUUUCUGCGGCCAGCUGGCUGCUGGCACCAACGUGAGCUGGAGUUGGGCAGUGCCAGGGGGACACAGGCUGCAGGGCCAGCACGUGGCCGUGGUCUUCCCUGAGGCUGGCACCUUCUCUGUCCAACUCAAUGCCUCCAAUGCGGUCAGCUGGGCAGUGGCCACGCACAACCUCACAGUGGAGGAGCCAGUGGCGGGCCUGGUGCUGUGGGCCAGCAGCAAGGUGGUGGAGCCCGGGCAGUCAGUGGACUUCCAGGUGCUGCUGGCUGCUGGCUUGGGUGUAGUACUGCGACUGCAGGUGGGUGGGGCUGACCCUGAGCUGCUUACCGGACCACACUUCUCACGCAGCUUCCCACACGCUGGGGACUACGUGGUGAGUGUGCAGGCUGAGAACCAUGUGAGCCGGGUGCAGGCGCAGGUGCACGUGGCCGUGCUGGAGGCUGUGGGUGGGCUGUGGAUGCCUCACUGUUGCGCACCAGGUGUACUCACUGGUGCCGAGCAGAACUUCACAGCCCGUGUGCAGCGUGGCUCCCGCGUCCAGUAUGCCUGGUACUUCUCACUGCAGAAGGUGCAAGGCGACUCACUGGUUAUUCUGUCAGGCCGCGACGUCACCUACACACCUGUGGCUGCAGGGCUGCUUGAGGUCCAGGUGCGUGCCUUCAAUGAGCUGGGCGGCAUCAACCUCACACGGUGGCUCGAGGUGCAGGAUGUCAUCCAGCACGUGGUCCUGCGCAGUGGCCACUGCUUCAGCAACCGCUCAGCCCGCUUUGAAGCCUCCACCAGUCCCAGCCCACGGCGUGUGGUCUUCCACUGGGACUUCGGGGAUGGGGCCCCAGUGCAGGCAACAGCAGAGCCCUGGGCUACCCACAUCUACCUGCAGCCCGGGGACUACCGUGUACAGGUGAACGCGUCCAACCUGGUCAGCUUCUUUGUGGCACAGGCUGCGGUGACAGUGCAUGUGCUGGCCUGCGAGGAACCUGAAGUGGACGUGGCCCUGCCCCCACAGGUGUUGAUGCGCCGCUCCCAGCGCAAUUACCUGGAGGCUCACGUCGACCUGCGUGGCUGUGUCACCUACCAGACUGAGUACCGCUGGGAGGUGUACCGUGCCACCAGCUGCCGGCGGCCUGGGCACGCCACCCGCCUGGCACUGCCUGGUGUAGAUGUGAGCCGGCCGCAGCUGGUGGUGCCCCGGCUGGCGCUGCCUGUGGGCCACUACUGUUUUGUGUUCAUGGUGUCAUUUGGGGAUACGCCACUUGCACGCAGCAUCCAGGCUAACGUUACAGUGGUCCCUGAGCGCCUGGUGCCCAUCAUCGAGGGCGGCUCAUACCGCGUGUGGUCAGACACGCGGGACCUGGUGCUGGACGGGAGCCAAUCCUAUGAUCCCAACCUGGAGGACGGUGACCAGACGCAGCUCAACUUCCACUGGGCUUGUGCUGCCGCCCCCCAGAGUGAGGCUGGUGGCUGUGUGCUGAACUUUGGACCCCGCGGGAGCCCGGUGGUCACCAUCCCCCACGAGCGGCUGGAGGCCGGUGUGGAGUACACCUUCGACCUGACUGUGUGGAAGGCUGGCCGGAAGGAGGAAGUGACCAACCAAACGGUGCUGAUCCGGAGUGGGCGGGUACCCAUUGUGUCCCUGGAGUGUGUGUCCUGCAAGGCACAGGCUGUGUACGAAGUGAGCCGCAGCUCCCACCUGUACCUGGAGGGCCGCUGCCUCAACUGCAGCCAUGGCUCCAAGCAGGGGCGCUGGGCGGCACGCACCUUCAGCAACCAGACGCUGGUACUGGAUGAGACCACCACAUCAACGGGCAGUGCAGGCAUGCGACUAGUGGUGCGGCGUGGUGUGCUGCGCGACGGGGAAGGCUACACCUUCACACUUACUGUGCUGGGCCGCUCAGGCGAGGAGGAGGGCUGUGCCUCCAUCCGCCUGUCCCCCAACCGGCCGCCGCUGGGUGGCUCUUGCCACCUCUUCCCACUGGAUGGUGUGCACGCGCUUACCACCAAGGUGCAGUUCGAGUGUGUGGGUUGGCAUGACGCAGAGGAUGCAGGUGCCCCUCUGUUGUACGCUCUGUGGCUACGACGCUGUCGCCAAGGCCACUGCGAAGAGUUCUGUGUCUACAAGGGUAGCCUGCCAGCCUAUGGGGCGGUGCUGCCGCCUGGCUUCCCGCCACGCUUCACCGUGGGCCUGGCUGUGCUUGUGCAGGACCAGCUGGGCGCUGCCGUAGUCGCCCUCAACAGGUCCCUGGCCAUCAUGCCCCCCGAGCCCCCGGGCAGCCCCAUGAGCCUCACACGCUGGCUGCACAGCCUGACGGAGAGCAAGCUGCAUGGGCUGCUGCGGCAAGCUGACCCCCAGCACGUCAUUGAGUACUCACUUGCCCUCGUCACCGUGCUCAACGAGUACGAACAGACCCCGGAGGCUGCGGCAGAGCCCACCCACGAGCGGCAGUUGCGUGCUCAGGUGCGCAGGAACAUCACAGAGACCUUGGUGUCUCUUCGAAUUGACACUGUGGAUGACAUCCAGCAGAUUGCAGCUGCAUUGGCCCAGUGCACGGUGUCCAGCAGGGAGCUGGUGUGCCAGCCCUGCUUGAAGAAGACGCUGCACAAGUUGGAGGCCAUGAUGCAUGUCCUGCAGGCCGAGACCACUGAGGGCACCGAGACACCCACUGCCAUCGCUGACAGCAUCCUCAACAUCACAGGUGACCUCAUCCACCUGGCCAGUGUGGACGUGCAGAGCCCAGCACCAGGGGAGCCAGGUGCACUGGGGGCAGCACGGCCCUCACUGCUGGUGGCCUCCCGGGCUUACAACCUGUCCUCAGCGCUCAUGUGUAUCCUCAUGCGCUCCCGCGUGCUCAACGAGGAGCCCCUGACACUAGCUGGUGAAGAGAUUGUGGCCCAGGGCAAGCGUUCGGACCCGCUGAGUCUGCUGUGCACAGGCCACACCGCAGGCCCUGGCUGCCACUUCUUUAUCCCCGCCGCCUUCAGUGGGGUGCUGGCCGGCCGCAGUGAUGUGGUACAGCUCAUAUUCCUCGUCGACUCCAACCCCUUCCCCUUUGGCUACAUCAGCAACUAUACCGUGUCCACCAAGGUGGCCUCCAUGGCCUUCCAGACGCAGGCCGGUGCCCAGAUCCCCAUUGAGCAGCUGGCCUCUGAGCGUGCCAUCACUGUCAUGGUGCCCAGCAACACCAGCCCAGCUGGCCCAGGCCACAGCGUGCCCGCCGCUGCCACUGCCAUUGUCUCACCUCAGUCCUCAGUCCGUGCUGAGGUUGCCCUGGAGAGCAGCAACCCUGCGGCUGGGCUGCACCUGCAGCUCACGUUCACAGUGCUUGACGAGAGCUACCUGUUGGAGGAGCCCGAACCCUACCUGGCUGUGUAUCUGCACAUGGUGGCCUGGCCCAACGAGUACAACUGCUCGGCCAGCCGACGGAUCAAUCUGCAAGCACUAGCAGGCGAGGACCACAGGCCCUACACCUUCUUCAUCGCCCCAGGGACCAGAGAGCCAGGCGGGAGUUUCCACCUGAACCUGACCAGCCACUUCCGCUGGUCGGCACUGGAGGUAUCUGUGGGCCUAUACACGUCGCUGUGCCAGUACUUCAGCGAGGAGGAUAUGGCGUGGCGUACGGAGGGCAUUGUCGCUCUGGAGGAGACCUCGCCCAGCCAGGCUGUCUGCCUAACCCGCCACCUCACCGCCUUUGGUGCCAGCCUCCUUGUGCCCCCCAGCCGUGUCAACUUCGUCUUCCCCGAGCCGGCUGCGGGCAUGAACUAUGUUGUCUUGCUGACGUGUGCCGUGUGUCUAGUGACCUACGCUGUCAUGGUUGCGGUCCUGCGGAAGCUGGACCAGCUGGACAUGCACCGGGUCCGUGUUAUCCCGUUCUGCGGGAAGGGUGGCCGUUUCAAGUAUGAGAUCCUGGUCAAGACCGGCUGGGGCCGAGGCUCAGGCACCACAGCACACGUGGGCAUCAUGCUGUUCGGGGCAGACAGCCACAGCGGCCACCGGCACCUGGAUGGGGAUGGGGCCUUCCACCGCAACAGCUUGGACAUCUUCCAGAUUGCCACACCACACAGCCUGGGCAGCCUGUGGAAGAUCCGUGUGUGGCAUGACAACAAAGGGCUUAGCCCUGCCUGGUUCCUACAGCAUGUCAUCGUCAGGGAUCUGCAGAGUGCCCGCAGCACCUUCUUCCUGGUCAAUGACUGGCUGUCGGUGGAGACGGAGGCCAAUGGGGGCCUGGUGGAGAAGGAGGUGCUGGCGGCAAGCGAUGCGGCCCUGCAGCGGUUCCGGCGCCUCCUUGUGGCCGAGCUACAGCGCGGCUUCUUCGACAAGCACAUCUGGCUCUCACUGUGGGACCGGCCACCACGCAGCCGUUUCACUCGUGUUCAGCGGGCCACCUGCUGCAUCCUCCUGCUCUGCCUCUUCCUGGGUGCCAACACAGUGUGGUACAGGGUCAUGGGAGAUGCUGCCCACAGCACGCAAUUCAUGUCCAGUCUGAUACCACUGAGUGUUGACACGGUUGCCAUUGGCCUGGUGUCCAGUGUGGUUGUCUACCCUGUCUACCUGGUCAUCCUGUUUCUCUUCCGGAUGUCCCGGAGCCAGGUGGCCAGUGGCCCGAGCCCCACCCCUGCUGGGCAGCAGGUGUUGGACAUCAACAGCUACCUAGACUCGUCUGUGUUGGACAGCUCCUUCCUCACCUUUUCUGGGCUCCGUGCUGAGGUCUUUGCUGAACAAAUGAGAAAUGACUUAUUUCUGGAUGAUUCUAAAAGCCUGGUGUGCUGGCCAUCCAGUGAGGGCUCAUUCAGCUGGCCAGACCUGCUCAGUGACCCAUCAAUCAUGGGCAGCACCCUGCAGCGGCUAGCUCGGGGACUGCCAGGGCGCACGUUGGGCCUGGAGGAGGACGGCCUUUCCCUGGUCAGCCCCUCCUCACCCGCCAAAUACUUCUCGGCUUCAGAUGAAGACUUGAUCCGCCAGAUUCUGGCUGAAGGGGCCAGCAGCCUGGUCCCCACCCAGGACACCCGGGUGGACACGGAUCUGCUCACCAGCAUGUCCAGCACUCCUGGGGAGAGGACUGAGGCACUGAUGCUACACAGGCUCGGGGAGAAAGGGCCACCCACCCUGGGCCUGGGCUGGGAUGAGCCCUCCUCAGCGAAGCUCUGCCACACAGGGCUGGUGGAGGGUCCGCGGAAGCGCCUGCUGCCAGCCUGGUGCUCCCGCCUGGCCCAUGGGCUCAGCCUGCUCCUGGUGGCACUGUCUGUGGGCCUUUCGGGUUGGGUCGGCACUGGCUUCCCCUCCAGCAUCAGCGUCAUGUGGCUGCUGUCCAGCAGCUCCAGUCUCCUUGCCUCGUUCCUGGGCUGGGAACCACUCAAGGUCCUGUUGGAGGCCCUGUACUUCUCACUGGUGGCCAAGCGGCUGCACCCCGAUGAGGACGACACACUGGUGGAGAGCCCAGCCGUGACGCCCGUGAGCGAGCGUGUGCCCCGUGUCCGGCCCCCACACGGCUUCGCACUCUUCCUGGCCAAGGAGGAGGCCCGCAAGGUCAAGAGGCUGCACAGGGUGCUGCGGAACCUCCUGGUGUACAUGCUUUUUCUUCUGGUGACGCUGCUGGCCACCUAUGGGGACGCCUCGUGCCAUGGCCACGCCUACCGCCUGCAGAGUGCCAUCAAGCAGGAGCUGGACAGCCGGGCCUUCCUGGCCAUCACUCGGUCAGACGAGUUCUGGCUGUGGAUGUCCCGCGUGCUGCUCCCCUACGUCCACGGGAAUCAGUCCAGCCCAGAGCUGGGGCCCCCGCGGCUGCGGCAGGUGCGCCUACAGGAAGCCACAGGAGGCUUCAGCACCAGUGACUACAGCGUUGGCUGGGAGCAUGCUGCCCGCAACAGCUCCGCAACAUGGGCCUACUCAGCGCCUGAUCUGUUGGGAGUCUGGCACUGGGGUGCCUGCGCCGUGUAUGACAGCGGGGGCUACGUGCAGGAGCUGGGGCUAAGCCUGGAGGAAAGCCGUGCACAGCUGAAUUUCCUGCAGCAGCACCGCUGGGUGGACAACAGGAGCCGCGCUGUGUUUGUGGAGCUCACACGCUACAGCCCAGCGGUGGGGCUGCACGCCGCUGUCACACUGCGCCUUGAGUUCCCUGUGACUGGACAGGCGGUGGCUGCCCUCAGCAUCCGUCCCUUCACCCUGCAGCGCCUCAGCACUGGCCUAUCCCUGCAGCUGCUCACCUCGGUGAGCCUCCUGCUGUUUGCACUGCACUUCCUGGCGGCUGAGACCUGGGCCUGGAAGAGAGAAGGGUGUGGGCGUGUGGCGAGGCCCGGGGCCUGGGUGCGAGGGUUGCUGGCUGUGCUGGCGGCAGCCGCAGCACUCGUACGCCUGGCCCAACUGGGUGCUGCUGACCGCCAGUGGGCCCGCUUUGUGGGUGGCCGCUUGCGCCACUUUAUCAGCUUCGAGCAGGUGGCACAGCUGAGCACCGUGGCCCGUGGCCUUGCCGCGUUGCUGCUCUUCAUGCUCCUGGUCAAGGCUGCACAGCAGCUGCGCUUCGUGCGCCAGUGGUCGGUUUUUGGCAAGACGCUGUGUCGGGCCCUGCCAGAGCUCGUGGGUACAGCCGUGACCCUGGUGGUGCUCGCCAUGGCCUACACCCAGCUGGCUGUCCUGCUGGUCUCCUCUGGUGUGGACUCACUGCGCAGCGCUACCCGGGCCCUCCUGGUGCUGUGUCCCAACAUGGGAGGCGUCGCCCUGUGCCCAGCCGAGCCUUGGCGCCUGUCCCUGCUGCUGUGCACAGGGCUCUGGAUGCUGCGUCUGUGGGGCGCCCUGCGGCUGGGUGCCAUUCUCCUGCGCUGGCACUACCACGCCCUGCAUGGUGAGCUCUACCGGCCAGCUUGGGAGCCGCAGGACUACGAGAUGGUGGAGCUGUUCCUGCGCCGCCUGCGCCUCUGGUUGGGCUUCAGCAAGGUCAAGGAGUUCCGCCACAAAGUCCGUUUCGAGGGCAUGGAGCCGCUGCCCUCGCGCUCAUCCAGGGACUCCAAGUCAUCCCCCGAUGCACCCCCACCCAGCACGGGCUCAGACGCCUCACGCCCCUCCACCUCCUCCAGCCAGCUGGACAUAGGCCUGGUCCGGCCAGGGCUGCGGGGGGAGCCUGAGCCCUCCCGCCUGCACGUGGUCUUCGAGGCCCUUCUGGCCCAGUUUGACCGACUCAAUCAGGCCACUGAGGAAGUGUACCAGCUGGAGCGGCGGCUGCAGGGCCUACAUGGCUGUAGGGGCAACAUGCCCCCCACCCCACCUCCCCCUGGUCCCCAGCCAGCUCUGCCUAGCCGCCUUGCCCGGGCCAGCCGGGGCAUUGGCUUGGCCACAGGCCCCAGCAGAGCGUCCCUGCGGGCCAAGAACAAGGUGCGACCCAGCAGCACUUAGCGGGGCCAGCCUGCCGAGGGCCAUGGAGGACACCGCUCAGUAUUAACUUCUGCUUCGAGGCUCCAGGCCAGACAAAAACCUCUGCAUGCAGGUCCCACACAGAGAUGCUAGAGCCCGUCUGUCUGUGGGUGUCAGCACUUUAACGUGGCUGCAUAGCCAGCCAGGACCAGGGUCCCCUCCCCACACUGCGGGAGGACAUAGCAGUAUUGGACCGAGUGAGUGCUCAGCCUCUGGGCGCUAACUUACUCCCAGUCCUCAGGUACAGGUGCAGCGGGCUAUGCCCAGCGAUGGCUCCCCUGCACCCCAUUCUCCUCCCCUAAGUUAUUGCCCUCCUACCCCGCUGCGCGCUUGCCCCCACCUCCCUGUCUGCCGUCAGUAAUUUAUACGGGGUAAAUGUGUAUUUUUGUAUGUCGGUAUCUCACUCGGGCUGAGGCCCAUGGUUGCCCACGUUGCAGUGGGAGCCGAUCGCAGCGCUGUCUCCCUCCUCGGUACCUGCCCAUGCAGGGCUGACCUCGACAGGUGUAGCCGGGCACCAGGGACGCGACGCUGUUUCUAGGAUCCGAGUCUGGCCAGAUGCUGGGACGUUGGCUGGAGGGGGACAGCUGCUCCAUCACAGCGACCUUGUCCCCUCACUGGUACGAGUACACAAGGAAGGUCGCAACCCAGGCCUGCUGGCUUUAGUGUGGCCCAAAGGAGGACGAAGCUGUGGUGGGAGGGUCUGUGAGAGGGAAAGGGCCGCCCCGGGCUGGCUUCCGGGGAGUAAACCUGACAGUGCACAUGAAAACACGUGUGGGGCCCCUCCUCGGAGCUGCUACGCCUGUGCCAGAACCUCGUGCCACCUCUGUGGGCACGGCUGCAGCUACAGCCUUGACCCCCGUCCCCCAACAAAACAGACAAAGUCAAAUAAAUAAGUUGGCUGACUGCUA